Messenger RNA from Oncorhynchus mykiss (rainbow trout), 4462 nucleotides. The record is from RefSeq and is a predicted model, not a curated record. NCBI's taxonomy places the organism in Eukaryota, Metazoa, Chordata, Actinopteri, Salmoniformes, Salmonidae.
UCUGAAGGGGGUCAAGGCACAUUCAGCCAGCGUGGGAAAGCGAAGAAGAGACGGAGCUCACAGGCAAGCGUUGCAUAUCCCGGGAUAAAUGGGGAAAAGAGAGUUAAAAAAGGGGAAAAACUGAGAAAAGCGUGGCUUGGAGAAUAUAUCACGCUUUUGUCCUAUGACCCCCCCCCCCCCCAAGUUGCAGUAGGCACUGUGUUUUUCUGUAAAAAAAAAUACCCCCCUCCCCCCGUAUUAUAGUUGCUUUGCUUGAGCUGCAGUUGCAGAGGUGGUGAGCCUACUGCUGAGGGAUGGGGGUUACAGAAGCUGCUCCAUCCGACUACCUGUGUGGCCCGGCGUGACAGUGAGGGAUCUGUGAUGUGUUGUGUCUUAGUGUGAACAUUUAUCCAUCGGGGGCAUGUUUCAUAAAUUCAUGGACACGAUCAAUUGCGACUUUCACUGAUAACAUAAAAUAAGAGAUGCCAGAUGUGUGAUGUGAGGUAACUAGGAGGACAAGAGAUUCAUACGCGUAAUGAAGUGGGAGUGGAUCAAGUAGAACGCAUCGGGGUUCUCGUGUUGAUAGUCGGAAUAAUACUAAACUUGAUGACACAAUGUUGUGGACCUCCGUUUAACCAAAAACAGACAGACAUAUACGAUGUCUCUGCUACCUCUGUCUUCCUUUAAUUUAGGCAUUGCACGCGCCAACAACUAUUUUCUGUGAGGAUGGCUUUGUAAUAACCCUGGCUCGUUACGUUCGUUGGGAUUCCCCGCAAUAUUCUCAACAAGAAAAAGAAAAAAGACGCAAAAAUGGACAAAGAAAGUGUAGCACAACAGUACGAGCCCGUCGCCGAGAUUGGGGAAGGUGCGUAUGGAAAGGUGUACAAGGCACGAGAUUUGAAGAACGAGGGACGCUUUGUAGCCCUAAAACGAGUUCGGGUACAGACGGAAGAGGAAGGGAUGCCCCUCUCAACCAUCCGUGAGGUGGCGGUACUGAGGCAGCUGGAGGCAUUCGAACACCCCAACGUGGUCAGACUGUUCGAUGUGUGUACUGUGUCUCGGACCGACCGCGAGACCAAGCUGACCCUGGUCUUUGAGCACGUUGACCAGGACCUGACCACGUACCUGGAGAAAGCACCUGAUCCUGGGGUGCCACCUGAAACUAUCAAAGAUAUGAUGUACCAGCUGCUGCAGGGACUGGACUUCCUGCACUCACACCGUGUGGUUCACCGGGACCUGAAACCCCAGAACAUUUUGGUCACCAGUGGAGGACAGAUCAAACUGGCCGAUUUUGGCCUCGCCAGGAUAUACAGCUUUCAGAUGGCCCUGACCUCUGUGGUGGUGACGUUGUGGUACAGAGCCCCAGAGGUGUUGCUCCAGUCCAGCUAUGCCACCCCAGUUGACCUGUGGAGUGUGGGCUGUAUCUUCGCUGAGAUGUUCAGGAGAAGACCUUUGUUUCAAGGAAACUCAGAUGUUGAUCAGCUGGGCAAGAUUUUAGAUGUGGUCGGGGUUCCCUCGGUGGAGGACUGGCCCCAGGAAGUAGCCCUACCACAGAGUGCCUUCUCCCCACGACCCCCGCAGCCAAUCGGAGAACUUGUCCCUGACAUGGAUGAGCUGGGGAAAUCCCUUUUACUCCAAUUCCUGGCUUUUAAUCCCUCCAGAAGGAUAUCAGCAUUUGCUGCUCUGACCCACCCCUACUUCCAGAGUGUGGAUAGUGACACUAAGAGUGUGUACGCCCAGCCCAUCGGCAGCAACAAGCCCACCCUGGAGGAGAGAGCUGCCUGACAGCCCCCUGGCCCAGGACUGGACUGGCCUGACAGAGAAGGAGAGAAAGAGAGGGAUGGACACAAAGACUGAGAAAGAGAGCAAUAAACAGAGACAUUUGAUUCCAAAAGGCAACCGUGCUGUCUUCCACAAUUUACCAAUUUGAAUGCUGCUUUUUAGGAUACUUUUAUAAAAAAAAGUUUAAACAAUGCAAGGACCCCUGAAGCUGAGAUGUACUGCCACCAGGAGAGAACCUCUGGAUGUCCAGGAGCUGCUGCCUCUUGUCUCUCCUUCCUUAGCUUGAGAAGAGGCUCCUCGGUGGGGGAACACCAAGCAGCAAGGGUAGGUCGGCAUGGACCUCACCUGGAGCUCACCUUCACAACAACCGAGAGAGAUUACACACGCACACACACAUUUUAAUCCAAUGCAGGAGGACCUCACACACUGCCUAGUGCUACUUCUGGUCCAAACAAACACGUGUGUUUUGAUAUCACUGCCACCUACAGGUUGUCCUGUGUUACUGCAGGCCAGAGCAGGAUUUCUGAUGGGCUUCAUCUUAUAAGACUUUGACUGGUGCGAACAGGAAAGACUGAAAAUAUGUCACUUUGAGUACCUCUUAUGGCAUCCGUACUUCAGUGUCAUAAACUGUAAUGAAAUCUGAUUGACUCCAUUCGAGACUCUAUGUAUGACCUGAUGCACAGGGCAUAGUAAAGUGACUGUUGAAUGAGAAUAAGGUCGACGUACGCACUAUUCAGCGCAAUUACAUUUGGCAUAAAAGCAUGAUUCUGUAUUUCCUAACUUAAUUUUAAAGUUAUUGACAGUUGAUGUCUUAUUUUCUAUUUUGUCUUAAUUUUAUUGGACUUUAACAACAUGUGGGGAUUUAAAUGUAAAUCUCUGGUAAGAUCUAGAAAGAAUACAAGGUAAUAUCCAAGGGAGGAAAGGUUUGACAAUGUGAGGCAUGUAGAAUUUUAUAGAGCUAGAUACUGCACUAAUACUGUCAGUAGUCGUGACUGCUGGUUUUACUUGCAUAUCCAGCAUACUGACAUGUGUAGCAGGAUAGUAGUAAGGUCAGUGCAGGUGUGGGUCAGUGAAAUGUUCUUCGUUGGGAGAUUUUUUAGAGAGAAACGGCAGAGUGAUACGUCGGAUUCAGAGGAGGUUCAACAUUGUACCUGCUUCAUUUAGACUGAGUCUGUAAGGGUUACAUAGAAACAGAUAGGGGUUCAUGUUGAAACACACAGCUGUCCUGUGUUAAGAAUGGUUGUUUUAAUACCCUACGUAUUAUGCUCACUUUGAUUCAAUAUGACUAGCUAGAGUGCUUUCAGAGUUGCUCCCUCUGUGGGAUUGGAACUAGUCAAGGAAAAUAGUUUGUUUGUAAAACUUCUUACUGCACAGCAAUACAUCUAGACCAUAACUUUCCCUCUGGUAUAUCUAGUGCUGCUAGCACACAAAUACACUCAGGAUCUUAUUAGAAAUCAAAUCAGAAAUCAUUCUGACACACUUUGCACAUUCAUGAUUAGACUGCAUCAACUGUUUCAUUGGAUGAUGUUAAUUGAUCAACUGUUUCAUUGGAUGAUGUUAAUGGGUCAACUGUUUCAUUGGAUGAUGUUAAUGGCUCAACUGUUUCAUUGGAUGAUGUUGAUUGAUCAGCUGUCUCAUUGGAUGAUGUUAAUGGAUCAACUGUUUCAUUGGAUGAUGUUAAUGGCUCAACUGUUUCAUUAGAUGAUGUUGAUUGAUCAACUGUCUCAUUGGAUGAUGUUACUGGAUCAACUGUUUCAUUGGAUGAUGUUAAUGGCUCAACUGUUUCAUUGGAUGAUGUUGAUUGAUCAACUGUCUCAUUGGAUGAUGUUAAUGGAUCAACUGUUUAAUUGGAUGAUGUUAAUUGAUCAACUGUUUCAUUGGAUGAUGUUAAUGCUACAACAUGAUUGUGCUUCUAUAAUCAUAUUACAGAAUUCCUGACCGUGUGAAUCCAACUACACGUUUGCUAUGAUACAGUAUGUUUGAUAUCUUACUUGUUUUUCAGUGUCGGGGCGCAUAUGGUUUAAUCUAAUACAUGAUAAAAAUAAAAAAACACAUGAAAGAAUUUUGGACUGAGCUCCCCUCUCCAUGUAGAUGUAGAGUUGCUUUGCCCUCAUCUCUGUCCUGUCAGAUGAUUCAUGCCAUUGAUGGAUACAUUGCAGACUUCAUAUUACAACUCUCUAGAAAUAGGGAUUGUCAAGCUUUCUUGGUAUCGGUCAGUUCAACGUCAACUGCCCUAAUAAGUAGACUGUCAUCAUUGUAGUCUACAUUAUAUAAACUUGAAGCGAUCAAUGUAUGUUUUUAUUUGGUUUAAGAGGUUUAUUGGUCAUUUGUAACUUAAAACAUGGGACAGGAAUACUGUUGUCUAUGUAAUAUAAAAUAAUAAAAGUAUACUUUUUUACAGCCACCUACAUGGGGUCUGCCAUAGAUUUCCUAUGAUUGCAGAAAUGCACCUAUGAUAGCUCUGUAUUGCAAAUACCCUUUAGCCAAUGAACAGUACUGAAACAUGUAGUAUUUUAGCACAUUUUCUAAGCUCCAAGGAUGAAAGUAAAGGCCACAAAUGUAUUUGAAAUGUCCACAUGUGACAUGGUAACUUCAUUUAAAAUGAUGAUAUGGAGGUAAUGGGCAUUAUGUUGACAUGAAUAAAUGCCACCAGUGGUGAUUGCUUCAUGUUGCACCAUUUGAAUAAAAAAUAUGCUUUGUA